This is a messenger RNA of Salmo salar (Atlantic salmon), 4788 nucleotides long. The record is from RefSeq and is a predicted model, not a curated record. NCBI's taxonomy places the organism in Eukaryota, Metazoa, Chordata, Actinopteri, Salmoniformes, Salmonidae.
AGAGGAGAGGAGAGGAGAGGAGAGGAGAGGAGAGGAGAGGAGAGGAGAGGAGAGGAGAGGAGAGGAGAGGAUAAGAAGAUGGGUUGUACAAGGCCUCUGAGAUUAUCACCUUGACCACUGUUGCUUCGGAUACUGUCACCGCAACUACCAUGGAUACCAUCUCACAGACAACCAGAAAGAGAGAGAGAGACAGAGAGAGAUGGAAAGACGCUGCAAGACUCACCACAGAAGCAAAAGAGAGAGAGAAACAGACACUUUCUCUCUCUCUCCAUUUCUCUCUCUCUAUCCCCUCUCUCCUCUCUCCAUAAUUUCUCUCUCUCUCCUCCGGAUAUGUAAAGAAUUGUUUUCUAAAGGAAUGGGACUCAAAAAGUGAAGAGACGAGGUGAAAGAGGAGAAGAGACUGGAGUGACUGCAGCAGGAAGAGAAGUGGAGGCAGUCACUGUCUGAACCAUGGAGGGAGAAAGGAGAGAAAGAGAUCACAAAAAAAGCUACAAAAAAAAAAGUUUCACGUUUUCUAUAUUAUGGAGAGUACUAUUAUAGUACUAUAUUAUACAGACUGGUAUCUCUGUAGUACUAUUAUACAGACUGGUAUCUCUGUAGUACUACAUUACAGACUGGUAUCUCUGCAGUACUAUUAUACAGACUGGUAUCUCUGUAGUACUAUUAUACAGACUGGUAUCUCUGUAGUACUACAUUACAGACUGGUAUCUCUGCAGUACUAUUAUACAGACUGGUAUCUCUGUAGUACUAUUAUACAGACUGGUAUCUCUGUAGUACUAUUAUACAGACUGGUAUCUCUGUAGUACUACAUUACAGACUGGUAUCUCUGUAGUACUACAUUACAGACUGGUAUCUCUGUAGUACUAUUAUACAGACUGGUAUCUCUGUAGUACUACAUUACAGACUGGUAUCUCUGUAGUACUAUUAUACAGACUGGUAUCUCUGCAGUACUACAUUACAGACUGGUAUCUCUGUAGUACUACAUUACAGACUGGUAUCUCUGUAGUACUAUUAUACAGACUGGUAUCUCUGUAGUACUACAUUAUACAGACUGGUAUCUCUGUAGUACUAUUAUACAGACUGGUAUCUCUGUAGUACUAUUAUACAGACUGGUAUCUCUGUAGUACUACAUUACAGACUGGUAUCUCUGUAGUACUACAUUACAGACUGGUAUCUCUGUAGUACUACAUUACAGACUGGUAUCUCUGUAGUACUAUUAUACAGACUGGUAUCUCUGUAGUACUAUUAUACAGACUGGUAUCUCUGUAGUACUAUUAUACAGACUGGUAUCUCUGUAGUACUACAUUACAGACUGGUAUCUCUGUAGUACUCAUUAUACAGACUGGUAUCUCUGUAGUACUAUUAUACAGACUGGUAUCUCUGUAGUACUAUUAUACAGACUGGUAUCUCUGUAGUACUAUUAUACAGACUGGUAUCUCUGUAGUACUAUUAUACAGACUGGUAUCUCUGUAGUGGUACAUUACAGACUGGUAUCUCUGUAGUACUAUUAUACAGACUGGUAUCUCUGUAGUACUAUUAUACAGACUGGUAUCUCUGUAGUACUACAUUACAGACUGGUAUCUCUGUAGUACUAUUAUACAGACUGGUAUCUCUGUAGUACUACAUUACAGACUGGUAUCUCUGUAGUACUAUUAUACAGACUGGUAUCUCUGCAGUACUACAUUACAGACUGGUAUCGCUGUAGUACUACAUUACAGACUGGUAUCUCUGUAGUACUAUUAUACACACUGGUAUCUCUGUAGUACUAUUAUACAGACUGGUAUCUCUGCAGUACUACACUACAGACUGGUAUCUCUGCAGUACUACAUUACAGACUGGUAUCUCUGUAGUACUAUUAUACAGACUGGUAUCUCUGUAGUACUACAUUACAGACUGGUAUCUCUGUAGUACUACAUUACAGACUAGUAUCUGUAGUACUAUUAUACAGACUGGUAUCUCUGCAGUACUAUUAUACAGACUGGUAUCUCUGUAGUGGUACAUUACAGACUGGUAUCUCUGUAGAACUACAUUACAGACUGGUUACUCUGUAGAACUACAUUACAGACUGGUAUCUCUGUAGUACUACACUACAGACUGGUAUCUCUGUAGUACUACAUUACAGACUAGUAUCUCUGUAGUACUAUUAUACAGACUAGUAUCUCUGUAUUACUACACUACAGACUGGUAUCUCAGACUAGUAUCUCUGUAGUACUACAUUACAGACUGGUAUCUCAGACUAGUAUCUCUGUAUUACUACACUACAGACUGGUAUCUCAGACUAGUAUCUCUGUAGUACUACACUAUGGACUGGUAUCUCUGUAGUACUACACUAUGGACUAGUAUCUCAGACUAGUAUCUCUGUAGUACUACACUAUGGACUGGUUUCUCUGUAGUACUACACUAUGGACUAGUAUCUCAGACUAGUAUCUCUGUAGUACUACACUAUGGACUGGUAUCUCUGUAGUACUACACUACAGACUGGAAUCUCCGUAGUACUACAGACUGGUAUCUCUGUAGUACUACAUUACAGACUAGUAUCUCUGUAGUACUACAUUACAGACUGGUAUCUCUGUAGUACUACACUACAGACUGGUAUCUCUGUAGUACUACACUACAGACUGGAAUCUCCGUAGUACUACAGACUGGUAUCUCUGUAGUACUACACUACAGACUGGUAUCUCUGUAGUACUACAUUACAGACUGGUAUCACUGUAGUACUACACUACAGACUGGUAUAGCUGCAUCCUAAAUGGCACCCUAUUCCCUAGGUAGUGCACUACUUUGGGAAACUGCAGACUAGUGUCAGUAUAUCAGACGAUUAGAGAGACAGACGAGUACAUCUAUAUUUCUAUCAAACUAGACAUUACACUCAUAGACCUUUUGUGAUAUAACGUGUGUGUGUGUGUGUGUGUGUGUGUGUGUGUGUGUGUGUGUGUGUGUGUGUGUGUGUGUGUGUGUGUGUGAUGGAGAGAGAGAAGUAAGGAACACAGAGGAGUGGGUAGAGUUGUGUAUUGACUUAUUUAUUAGAUCGUUUUGUACAUAGAGACAUAUCUGACUGUAAUCAAUCUAUGGGGCUCAAAUCACCUAUUCAGGGCAAACACCUACCACUGGACUACACUACCCACAACCCCCUGCUGUCUGUCAGGACUCGGGACCACACUACCCACAACCCCCUGCUUUCUGUCAGGACUACACUACCCGCAACCCCCCGCUUUCACUCAGGACUCUGGACUACACUACCCACAACCCCCUGCUGUCUGUCCGGACUCUGGACUACACUACCCACAACCCCCUGCUUUCUGUCAGGACUCUGGACUACACUGCCCACAACCCCCUGCUUUCUGUCAGGACUACACUACCCACAACCCCCCGCUUUCAGUCAGGACUCUGGACUACACUACCCACAACCCCCUGCUGUCUGUCAGGACUCUGGACCACACUACCCACAACCCCCUGCUUUCUGUCAGGACUACACUACCCGCAACCCCCCGCUUUCACUCAGGACUCUGGACUACACUACCCACAACCCCCUGCUGUCUGUCCGGACUCUGGACUACACUACCCACAACCCCCUGCUUUCUGUCAGGACUCUGGACUACACUGCCCACAACCCCCUGCUUUCUGUCAGGACUACACUACCCACAACCCCUGCUGUCUGUCAUGACUCGGGACUACAUUACCCACAACCCUCUGCUGUCUGUCAGUACUCUGGACUACACUACCCACAACCCCCUGCUGUCUGUCAGGACGCUGGACUACACUACCCACAACCCCCGGCUGUCGGUCAGGACUACACUACCCACAACCCCCUGCUGCCUGUCAGGACUACACUACCCACAACCCCCUGCUGUCUGUCAGGCCUACACUACCCACAACCCCUGCUGUCUGUCAGGACUGCACUACCCACAACCCCCUGCUGUCUGUCAGGACUACACUACCCACAACAGCCUGCUGUCUGUCAGGACUACACUGCCCACAACCCCCUGCUGUCUGUUGGUACUCUGGACUACACUACCCACAACCCCCUGCUGUCUGUCUGUCAGGACUGGACUACACUACCCACAACCCCUGCUGUCUGUCAGGACUACACUACCCACAACCCCCUGCUCUCUGUCAGGACUACACUGCCCACAACCCCCUGCUGUCUGUCGGUACUCUGGACUACACUACCCACAACCCCCUGCUGUCUGUCUGUCAGGACUGGACUACACUACCCACAACCCCCUGCUGUCUGUCUGUCAGGACUGGACUACACUACCCACAACCCCCUGCUGUCUGUCUGUCAGGGCUGGACUACGCUAACCAGAGUUCCUUGGCUCACAGACCAACCUCUAGCCUGGAAGUCAAAGGUGAUACUGUCGGGUCGUCAUGGGUACCGAUGUCCUGGGUGUGGUCGUCAUGGUUACAGACUUGGUCCAGUGGGUUUAGGACAUAUCAGGGUCUAAGAAAGGUCUGUCCAUAUCACACACGUUUUGUAGAGAUGGAAUGACAGUCUAGUGUUAUUAGAGCUGGGGGGAUCAGACAGGGAACAUCCCAAAUGGCACCCUAUUCCCUUUGAUAGUGCACUACUUUAGACCAGGUCCCCAUAGGGCUCAGUGCACUACGUAGGGAAUAGGGUGCCACUUAGGAAGUCUCCUCAGAGACCCUGUUCACCACUAUAUUUAAUAAUAAUAAUAAUAAUAAUAAUGUAUUAUCCUGUAACAGAGAGAAGUAAUGAACUGUUUAUUUCAGUAAAUCAAAUCGCUUGUUGUAAAUAAGCUAUAAAUGAUUGAAAUAAAUUCUAUAGAA